Salvelinus namaycush (lake trout) is the source of this 3456-nucleotide messenger RNA. RefSeq names its product GTPase IMAP family member 8-like. The transcript has 4 exons. Gene Ontology annotation, molecular function: GTP binding. The coding region runs from base 1 to 3456 and encodes 1151 amino acids. The record is from RefSeq and is a predicted model, not a curated record. Lineage: Eukaryota; Metazoa; Chordata; Actinopteri; Salmoniformes; Salmonidae.
AUGGCGGACGCUGCAUCAUCCACAGACGAAGUGACUAGAGAGCCCCAGGUAGGCAGAAUCUCAGCAGAAAGCUGUCAGACAGACUGUGAUGCAGAGGAGAGCAGGGAGGAGGAAGAGGAGUUAAAGAGUAGCAGCAGUACCAGUGAAGGAGUGACAGAAGAGAUUGAACAAGCAAGUAAUAAGGGAAAGGAAGAGUAUGGACAGAUUCAAAUGUCUUCACUCAGGAUUGUGCUUCUGGGGAAGAAUGACGACAAGAAGAGUACAGUGGGUAACAUGAUCCUACAGAAAGAGGCUUUUAGGCCUGCUCAUUUCUUCAACUAUAAACGGCCUUGUGAUUCAGCCACUGGGAAGGUGAAAGGCAAGUCUGUUACUGUUGUAAAGACUCCAGACUUAUUUGCUCUGCCAGUGGAGUCCCUGAUGCAGGAGAUGGAGAAAUGUAAGUCCCUCUCUGCUCCUGGGCCUCAUGGGUUCCUACUGGUGUUGAAGUCUGAUGAGUUCACAGAGGAGAACAGAAACACAUUCAAGUUGAUCCUGAGUAUAUUUGGUAAAGAGUCCUUCAAGUACUCAAUGGUGAUCAUUACUCACCACAAGGGAGUCGCAGGAAAUCCUCAUCUGAGACAAAUGAUUGAAGAAUGUGGAGGAAGGCAUCAUGAAAUGUACAAACAAGGAAGUGACCACAAAGAGUUAACUGAAAAGAUAGAAAAGAUGGUAGAGGAGAAUGAAUGGAGAUACCUCACCUCCAAUGAAGAGACGACACAUGAUACCAUGACACCAAAGGCUCAGAGACUGAACAUGGUUCUGUGUGGCAGAAGAGGAGCUGGGAAGACUUCUAUAGCCAAUGUCAUACUGGGUCAGACAGAGUCCAGUCCAAAGUCCAGCUCCUCCUCAGUGUGUGUGAAGAGAGAAGGAGAGGUGUGUGGUCGGCCUGUCACCCUCAUCGAGCUGCCUGCUCUGUAUAGAACACAUCUCACUCAGGAGGAAGUGAUGCGUGAGACAUUCCACUGUGUCUCUCUCUGUGACUCUGGAGUCCAUGCUUUCCUCCUGGUUGUACCUUUGGGUCCACUCACUGAUGAAGACAAAGGAGAGUUGGAGACCAUCCAGAAGAUUCUCAGCUCACGAGUCAAUGACUUUGUCAUGGUCCUGUUUAGACAGGAUUACAUUCCAGUUGAUAAAACUGCAGUUGACUUUGUGGAACAAAAUGCAGACACAAAGCAACUGAUCAAGAUAUGCGGAGGGCGGUAUAAAAUCAUUGAAGCUUUGAAGAUUGAGAACGCCAAGCAGACGACAGAACUUGUAGCAGAAAUAGUCAAAAUGAUGGAUCAGAGCAGAACCUGCUACACUCUGUACAUGUACAUGGAGGCUAAACACCAAUCAGAACUGGAGGAAAAGAACAGAAGAAUCAAGGAUUUAGAGGAGAGAAUCAGGAACAUGUCACAAGGUGAGUUUGUUGAACACACGGAGGAACAAAUAUUGGAGUGCAUAAGGGUGGUGCUGAUUGGGAAAACUGGAAAUGGGAAGAGCGCCUCUGCAAACACUAUCCUGGGCAGAGAUGAAUUUGAGUCUGAAUCCAGCCCUGAUUCUGUGACAACAGUUUGCAAGAAGGCAGUCGGCAGAGUUGAUGGAAGAACAGUUGCUGUGGUGGACACACCUGGCCUUUUUGACACAACACUGUCUAAUAAAGAUGUUCAGCAAGAGAUAGUGAAAUGUGUUUCUCUGUCAGCUCCUGGACCCCAUGUGUUUAUCAUAGUGUUGAGUGUCGGGAGAAUCACACAGGAGGAGCUGGACACUUUGGACCUCAUAGAGAAAACCUUUGGUCCACGGGCAGGAAUGUUCUGCUUAGUUCUGUUUACUAGAGGAGAUGACUUGAAAAAUAAAUCAAUUCAAGAUUACAUUGGGAAAAGCAAGCAUGCCAAACUGAAAAAACUGAUCAGAGAUUGUGGAGACAGAUUCCAUCUCUUCAACAACAAAGACAAAAAUAACCGCACACAGGUCACUGAGCUUCUUAAGAAGAUUAACAAAAUGGUGUCCAUGAACAAGGGCAGUUUCUACACCAAUGAGAUGUUCCAGGAGGCAGAGGCAUCCAUUAAACAAAAACAGGAAGCAAUACUGAAGCAGCGAGAGAUGGAGAUAAAGGCUGACAUGGAGAAACUGAAGGUCAGCCAUGAAACAGACAUGGAAAAGAUGAAGUCAAAGUUGGAAGAGGAGAGAUUGAAAGUUCAGGAGGAAAGACAGCUGAGAGAAAAACUGUUGAGAGAGAGAGAGGACGCUAUUAGAAAAGAGCAUGAAGAAAAGGAGAAAGCAGAGAAGGAAGAAAGAGAGUUGGAGGACAAAAAAAGGAAAGAAGAUGAAAAGUUGAAAAAAGAAAUAUGGGACACAGAAAAAGAGAAGAUGGAAAAAGAGAUAAAAACUCAGGAAAUAAAGUUGAAAAACCUGCAAAGAGAAAAGGAAGAAGAAUAUAACAUGAGGAUGGAAAAACUGAGAAAAGAAGAGAAAGACAGAGAAGAACAGCUUCAAAAUCAAGAAAGGAAGUUUGAUAAACUAAAAAGGGAACAGGAGGAAGAAAGUAAAAGGAGAGAGAAAGAAGAGGAUGAGAGGAGAAAGAAUGAAGAGAAAGAAAGACAAGAGUGGCAAAGAAAAAUAGAGGAAGCAGAGAAAGGUCAAACAGAACUCCAAGAGGUCAUGCGUAGAGAAAAAGAGGAAUGGGAGGAACAAUUGAAGAAAGAAAGAGACAGACACCAGGAAGAAGAAAGGCUAAGGAGACAGAAGGAGGCAGACACUCUUGUAGAACAAGAAGAAAAACAGAGGAGAUUGAGAGAGCAGUUUGAAAGAGAGAGGGAACAAGAUAGAAUAAAGAUGAAGCAAUCAGAAGAGCAAACUAGAGAAAUAGAGCAGAAAGAAAGAGAAAAAAUUGAAAAAGACUUUGAAGAAAAGAGGAGAGAGUUGACAGACAAAAUGACAAUGCAACAAGAGCAGUGGGAGAGAGAACGUAGAGAGGAACAGGAAAGAAGAUUUCAAGAGGAUGUAAAUCGAGGAGUGGAGGAGAGACUAAGACUAAGAAAACUGGAGGAAACAUUUCAACAAGAACGUGAAGAAGAAAACAGGAGGAAGGAGAAGGAAGAUAAAGUCAGGAGAGAACAAGAAGAGAAGAAAUGGAAGGAAAUGAGGGCAGAGCACGAAAGGGAAACAAAAGAAAUGAUGGAUAAAUAUGAACAAGAGGCCAGAAGACAUGCAGAGGAAAUGAAUAACUUUAAAGAGAAAUAUGAAAAUGACUUCCAAAAAGUAUUGGAUCAACAUGAAGAAGAGAAGGAGAAACUAAUACAAAAGCACAAAGAGGAGUAUGAUCUUUUGAUUGCUCUAUAUGGUCAUGAUAAAACAAAACUGACUGAGGAAAUCAAUGACUUGAAUAAGAAGCAUGAGGAAGAGAUAAAGCACCUGUACAGAUGUGUUGUACAGUGA